AUUCAAUACAAGAUGAACCUCCUCACCACCCUCCUAGCAGCCCCCCUCCUAGCCUACGCAGCAUCGUCAACCAACUGCUCAGCAGCUACAUUCCAAAAAUACGUCGAUGCAAACGGUACUCAUGCACACGUGCAAUGGGCGCAAUACAUCCCGCACAGCGGCUCGUUCAAUCCGGAGAACUACACGUCGACCUCUGAGUAUCCGAAUGACUUGCCCGAGUCGUGUGCGGUGCAGGUGAAUGUUGCGUCCGAGGGGAAUUCGAGUUAUCUAGUCGGUGUGAUCUUUCCGUUUGACUGGAAUGGGAGGAUGUUGUCUGCUGCGGCUGGAGGUGGGAUUAACUGGGUUGAUAUGGGCACCGCAACCCACUACGGGUUCGCCACCGUCUCCAGCAACCUCGGCCACCAAGGCAUCGACACAGCGGGCACCUGGGCAUUAGGCCGUCCCGAAUCCGUCAUCGACUGGGGCUACCGCGCCUGGCACGGGGCAACCGUUCUCGCCAAACUCCUCAUGGAAGGAUGGUACGGGUCGCGGCCGAAGUACAGCUAUUUCUACGGCUGCUCGACCGGCGGUCGGCAGAGUAUGAAGAACAUGCAGCUGUACCCGGACGACUAUGAUGGGAUCAUCGCGGGCGCGCCGGCCUGGUGGACGACGCAUCAGCAGCUGUGGAAUCUGAAGCAGACGACGUAUCAGGCUCCUGCUAAUAGCUCGCAUACGAUCCCUGGGGCGAUGUUUGAUGUCAUUGCGGCGGAGGUGCUGAGGCAGUGUGAUCCGCAGGAUGGGGUGGUUGAUGGUAUCAUUUCGAACCCGGAGGGGUGUGUGUUUAACCCGCAAGUGCUGGCUUGCAAUGCUACGAGUGCGAAUGAUGAGUGUGUGACUGCUGAACAGAUGGGCACGUUGUAUAAAUUGCACAAUGACUGGGUGGACGUCAACCAGACCUUUGUGUACAGCCAUCUCUUCCUCGGCAGCGAGUCGAGCUGGUUAUCCGGGAACAUUGGGCUCGGUGAAAACCACACCAUUUCGCAGCAAUAUUGGUAUCCGCGUGAUCUGAUGGGUCUGGGCGAUGACUUUGUCUGGCAGGAUCUCGACCUCAGCACGGUUGAGCUGGCUGAUACGUUGAACCCGGGCAAUGCGACUGCGGAUGACUUUAAUAUCAGUGCAUUCCACAACCGCGGAGGCAAAUUCAUCCACUACCACGGACUGUCGGACAGCUAUGUCUCUCCUGGCGCGAGUAUCUAUUACUACGAUCAGGCAUCCAGCGCUGUCAAACCGCAGGGCAUCGAGGUGGAUGACUUUUACCGCAUGUUCCUGAUUCCUGGCAUGGAACACUGCUUCGGAACCCCAGCAACUAUGAACGCACCCUGGUACAUUGCCGGCCCGGAUCAACCGGCUAACAUCAACACAUCCACCUACAGCGUCCCGGGGUAUAAAGAUGCCAAACACGACGUGGUGCUUGCCAUGAUGGCGUGGGUGGAGAACGGGACAGCGCCAAAUGAUAUUGUCGCCACGGUGUGGAAGAAUGAAACCACAGCGACGGAUGUGCUGCGUCAGCGUCCGAUUUGCCAUUAUCCGAAUCAGGCGAGGUACAAGGGUGGGGAUGUAGAUGAUGCAGAGAGUUGGGAGUGUGAGUCUUUGUAUUAG
Messenger RNA from Aspergillus wentii DTO 134E9, 1638 nucleotides. RefSeq lists its product as uncharacterized. The transcript is spliced from 4 exons. NCBI's taxonomy places the organism in Eukaryota, Fungi, Ascomycota, Eurotiomycetes, Eurotiales, Aspergillaceae. The record is from RefSeq and is a predicted model, not a curated record. Bases 13 to 1638 code for a protein of 541 amino acids.